Chelonia mydas (Green sea turtle) is the source of this 2362-nucleotide messenger RNA. RefSeq names its product signal-regulatory protein beta-1. NCBI's taxonomy places the organism in Eukaryota, Metazoa, Chordata, Testudines, Cheloniidae. The coding region runs from base 81 to 1223 and encodes 380 amino acids. The record is from RefSeq and is a predicted model, not a curated record. The transcript is spliced from 7 exons.
AAGGGAAUUCGCCCUUCCCCGGGAGCCCUGCCAGCCCCGGAGAAGGAGACAGGGACGCUGCGGGACGGAGGGCAGGGACCAUGGGGCUGGGGGGUCUCCUCAUCCCCCUCCUCAUCCUCGGGGUGGCCGGUUCCCCACUGCGGAUAGUCACAGAUCCCUCCUCCCAGGCCCUGCUGGGCUCUGGGGCGCUGCUGAAAUGUCGGUUUGCCGUCGGGGGGCCAGUCGAUCUGCGCUCCCUGCGGGUUCAGUGGUUUCUGUUUGAGGAGACGAUCGCGCAGUACGACCAGGGCAGGGGACAAUCCCAGCCCGGAGCGAGCAUGUCGGAGCAGGAGUUGGAGACGGGGGACGCCUCCCUGUCGCUCUCCAGGGUGACGGUGUCGGAUGAGGGGCCGUAUCAAUGUGUGGUUGGUUACGGUACGGAGCAGCUGCAGGGAGAGACGACCCUCCGUGUGCUCGCUGCUCCCAGACUCUCCAUCCCCCGGCGAGCGGCCGGGAGAGACGCAGCCAGCUCCUUCCCCUGCCACGUGUGGGGAUUCUACCCCGGGGACGUCACCGUCACGUGGCUGAGAGACGGGCGGGUUCUGACCGACGUCACCCCGUCUGCCCCCCAGAGGAACCCGGACGGGACCUUCAACCUCACCCUGACCUACACCUUCACCCCCACCGCGAGCGACUCCGGCAGCCUCUUCUCCUGCCGCGUCAGCCACACGGCUCUGGCUCAGCCCCUGCGGGAGGAGUUCGCCCUGGAUGUCACAGCCGCUCUGAGGAUCUCCGUCCCCCAGCGAUCGGGAACGAUCUUUACAGCGAGCUCCUUCCCCUGCCACGUGUGGGGAUUCUACCCCCGGGACAUCGCCGUCACCUGGCUGAGAGACGGGCGGGUUCGGACUGAAUCCACGUAUUCUACCCCCGAGGGGAACCCGGACGGGACCUUUCACCUCACCCUGACCUACACCUUCACCCCCAUGGCCUGGGACAGAGGCAGCCUCUUCUCCUGCCGCGUCACCCACUCGGCUCUGGCUCAGCCCCUGCAGGAGGAGUUCGCCCUGACUUUCUCAUGGUUGACAGGUGACAUCGUCGUACUUGUCUUUGGGAUCCUCCUGCUCGUCGCUUUCCUACUGCUGUUCGCAUACCGGGUCUCCCAAGGGAAGACCUACCAGACAGUUAUGACGUUCCCCUCUGUUGCUAUCCGGACCAGUGAUCUGCUAGGUUACUCCAAUCCUUGACCCUGGGAGCCAGCCUUAACCUGCUCUGCUGUGAGGACCCCCACUCCUGGGCUGGUCACGCUCAGCCUCUGGCUUGUCAGCUGCUCCUUGGAUGGUGCAACCGAAUGACGCUAGCCAAUAUCUCCGGCCCCAGACACAACCCUGGGAACCUCUGUCUUGCAGUGUCCUGUUAUGCCCUCUGGACGCUGCCAUCUGGGACAAAGUCCUGAGCCUGUAUUGGUGGGUCCCGCGCUCCUGGGCGGAUUCAGUGGCCUCAGAAACUCGAUAAGGCCCCAAGGUGACCUCCCUUUCUCAGUGUAGCGGCCAGCGUCAUAGCCUCCGGAGUUACUUUCGUCACCGGGCAGUAUGGGAGAUGGGAAGGGGGAUUAGCCCACAGUCUCUGGUACUCCCUAGAGCUCAGUAGGCGCAAUUCGGCCUCCUGCCUGGACCGAGUCCUGCUUCCCUUCUCCAGGGGAUCUCUGUAGAGUAUGGGGGGGAGUUUGGUCUGUGCUCACAUUGCUAAGGCAAUUGGUUGGUAUAUUAUUCUCAAGCCUCCCCAGGAAAGGGGGUGAAAGGGCUUGGGGGGAUAUUUUGGGGUGGGAUAGGGCUCCAAGUGGCCUCUCCCUGAAUGUUUGUGUAAAUCACUUGGUGGUGGCAGCAAUGGACCGUCCAAGGACAAGAAGGGAUUUGUGUUUUGGGGAAGUUUUUAACCUAAGCUGGUAGCAAUAAGCCUAGGGGGUCUUUCAUGCAGGUCCCCACAUCUGUACCCCAGAGCUCAGAGUGGGGAGGGAACCCUGACAGGGGUGCUGGGUGUUCCCCCGAGGUACAGAGCGUCACACUAGUUACACCUUGACCCAAACUGUCACCGGCUGGUUUUCUCUCUCCAGACUGGGCUAGUCGAAGUCAUUACCCUUACAUCAGCGGUUGCUUGUACCAUUCCACAGACACCACCUGAAACCAUCCACAUUAAACAAACAAAGCCCAGUCGAUAGUUAUCCCAUUCAGCAUCUUUCGGUACCAUGCUUCAGUACAUAUGGAACAUCCCAAAUUAUUCAUUGGUGUCACCUUUACUAACUAAGGGGGGAGCAUCUUGUAACCCCCUUAUUCCUCAGCUGUAUAUAAUUGUGAUAUUGCAUAUAAAGCAUGAUGUGACAAAGUGG